AGGAUGUAGUUAUUCGACAGAUCAGGCUGUAUCAUCAGUUAUUGUGGCGGACUCACAGAGAGAGAACGUUGCUGGCACAAUGCUACUGUUUUCGGUUGUUAUUUUGUGUUUGGCAAACAAUAUUGCUGGCUACACUGCGGGAAAAGCUCCUGUAUUGAACCUCAACGAUGGAUGGAUUAUGCCCACCUUUGGUCUGGGCACGUGGCUCGGUCUAGACCAAAACGGCGGUUUUGCCCAAGUGCAAGACGACUCGGUAGAAAAGGCGGUAGAAGUAGCUAUCGACGCCGGCUACCGACACAUCGACACAGCAGCAUUGUAUAACACCGAACCUCAGGUUGGUCGCGCGAUACAGAAGAAAAUAGACGAGGGAGUCAUUUUGAGGGGUGAUGUUUUCGUUACGACAAAGCUCUGGAACGAUCAACACGCCAAAGAGAAGGUGCCAGAAGCCCUGAAAGCUUCGCUAAAGAAGCUGAACAUGGACUUUGUGGAUUUGUACCUGAUUCACUUCCCCGUUGGAACUUAUGCUAACAACACACCAGACAGUACAGACUACCUGGACACGUGGCGCGCUAUGAUAGAGGCGCGUGCGCAGGGCCUCGCGCACUCCAUCGGCGUGUCCAACUUCAACGCUAAACAGAUUGACAGACUGAUCAACGAGACUGGGGUUGUGCCGUCUGUGCUACAGAUUGAGCUGCACCUCAACCUGCAACAGCCAGAACUGCUCCAAUACUGCAAAGAGCGCGGUAUAACAGUCAUGGGCUACACGCCGUUCGGGGCCCUGUUCCCCAGCAAGGCGGGGCCCGACGCGCCCCCGCCGAGGGUGGACGAUCCGGCCCUGAGCGAUAUAGCUAAGAAGUAUAACAAAACGGUUCCGCAAGUGGUUUUGCGAUAUUUGUUCGAGCUGGGCGCCGUACCAAUCCCAAAGUCGGUGAACCCAAAGAGAAUUGAAGAAAACAUCAACAUAUUUGACUUCAGGCUGUCGAAACACGACAAGGAGACACUAAAACGUUUCGACAAGAAUUACAGAUUGACCGUAAUACCAGAGUGGGCGAACGACCCUAACUAUCCGUUUUAAGUAUUUAAUGUAUUAAAUUAAAUAAUGUGGGAA
Molecule: messenger RNA, 1108 nt
Organism: Zerene cesonia (dogface butterfly)
Lineage: Eukaryota; Metazoa; Arthropoda; Insecta; Lepidoptera; Pieridae
Product: aldo-keto reductase AKR2E4-like
Exons: 8
Coding region: 80-1075 (331 amino acids)
Cellular component (GO): cytosol
Molecular function (GO): aldose reductase (NADPH) activity
Source: RefSeq, a predicted model, not a curated record